Molecule: messenger RNA, 1782 nt
Organism: Rhinolophus ferrumequinum (greater horseshoe bat)
Lineage: Eukaryota; Metazoa; Chordata; Mammalia; Chiroptera; Rhinolophidae
Product: PWWP domain-containing DNA repair factor 3B-like
Exons: 1
Coding region: 1-1782 (593 amino acids)
Source: RefSeq, a predicted model, not a curated record
AUGGCACUGGAGAUUCUGAAGGAGAGAGCAAAGUUGGGUCAGGCAAGAGCCUCAGAUGACCCAGAGGCCACUACGCAGUCUCAAACGGGACCGCAAAAGCCAUCUCGUAGCAAGUAUCAGAAACCCAAAGGGAACUCACCAAGACAUCUUAGGAAAAGAGAAAACCCCACAUCACUGUUGCCCCCUUCAGGGGGUGAGGACACCCCGGAUGGAGACAAAGAACAGGUGCGUACCUCCAUGGCUCCUGUUCCUAAGGAAUCGCAAGCAAAGUCCUCACAGAGCUCCAGCGUUGGCUCAAACUUCCCAUCGCUUUCAGAAGACAACCGUAUGAAAGAGGGCAAGAGAAAGAGGGUCCCCUCAAGAGUUCUGUGCCAGUGUUGCACAGUCGAGGAGGAGAGUGCAGGUGGUAAGGGUGGAGGCGUCCUUCCAUCUCGGCCACCUGGUUUCAUCGCCUCUGUGCCCAAGGCUGUGAAAGCAGAGGCGCGUGGCACCCGCCCAAAGACCCUGGCUGUCUCCUCUGAGAGCUCUACCUUCUCUGGGAACGGGAAGGACCCUGCACAGGGAGCCUGGGAGCCAGAAUCACAAGGUACGGCAGCAUCCUCCAGCGACCCUAAGCUGCGGCUGCCUGAUUCACUCCAUUCAGGAAGCAGAAAAAGGAAGCUGAAGGUACCAGAUCGUGAGAAAAGACAGCAGGAACCUCAACCUUUGGUUGGCUCCAAGGCUAUUCACCCCACCACCGCUACGAAGAAGAAGGGCACCAAGGAAGCAGCACGAGCGACAAGCACGGCUUUCCCACAGGAGCCAUGUCCCAUCACAAAAGGAGCGAUGGUCUGGUUUAAGUUUCAAAGUCACCCGUAUUGGCCAGCAAUGGUAAAGAGUGUCAACCACACAGAGCAGACGGCGAGGGUGGUUUUGAUUGAGGAAAACAUGCACCAUGAAAAGCGCGGCAUUCAAGUGCCUCUUCGAAGACUGAAGCACCUGGAUUGUAAAGAGAAAGAAAAACUAAUCAAGAGAGCCGGGAGACUGUACGAGCAAAGUGUGAACUGGUGCUUCUCCCUGAUAUCCCACUACAGAGAAGGGCUCAGUCGUGGGUCCUUCAGGGGCUCUUUCCUGGACUAUUACGCUGCUGACAUUAGCUACCCAAUGAGGAAAGACAUCCAAGAGGGGAAUCUGUAUCUUGAGUUCCCAAAGGUGAAUUAUGCCGACCUGGAAGAUUCUGAGGAGGAGAGCUCCCCGGACGGGAAGCCCCACAGGAAACUUCUCCCUGACCGGAUGAGGGCCGCUCGGGACCGAGUCAACCAGAAGCUAGUGGACUUCAUCGUGAAAACAAAGGGGGCUGACCACCAUCUCCUGGACAUCGUCAAAGGCAGGAAGGAGUCCAGGUGGCUGGCGUCCUUCCUGAAGUCAGAGAGGUAUGUGAUCUGUGUUGAAACAUACCUGGAGGAUGAAGAUCAGUUGGAUGUCGUGGCGAAACAUUUACAAGAAAUCUACAAACAAAUAGACAGGAACAAGCUGGCUCUGACAAGAGACGACAAAGUGAGUUUUGUUCUGGAAGUCCUUCUGCCAGAAGCCAUCAUUUGUUCGAUUGCUGCACUUGAUGGAGUAGGUUACAAGGAGGCAGAAGAAAAGUACCUGCGAGGGCCACCUGUGCAUGCCCGGGAGAAAGAGCUAUUUGAUAGAAACAUCUUAAAGACUGUGAGAAAGAGAGGGAGAGCAAGGCUAAGUGACUCUUGCCCUGCGCCACACCUUCGCAGGGAGACCUCUCAUUUGCAUCAUUACUAA